GUAGCCACUUUGAAUGAUGUGUUGGAUACUCGGAGGGAUAUGCAUCAUCAAUCACAAUUUACCAAAUCACUUCCGGCUUCGGUUGCUCGGCAGUCGGCACUGAAAGGAGGCGGCUCACGGCGAGCAACGAUGUUGCCUAAGGGAAACGAAGAUUCUGAUCAAAGCAUUUCCGAGGCAAAAUAAACUGUGCAUUGAUGAUGAUGUCGAGCUUCCUGUUUUCAACAAUGAAAACCAUGUCAGUGUGGCUUCUGCUUGCAAUUCAGACAAGGAAAUUGGGUUCUUUCCUGUUUUGGAUUGUAUAUGCAAUUCUGAUGAGGAGAUUAUUUCUGAUGAUGAGAAGCUAAAUGUUGGAAGUCUUAAAUGUGAGAGGGAGAGCACACUCUCAAGAGGAAACAAACAUUCUGAGGCAUUCUAUUUCAACGAUGAAAAUUUUGGCUGCUCAUUAGUGUGUGGUAUCUCAUCGGAUCCUAUCAAUCCAGCUAAUGGAAGACAACGGACAGUCAAGCACCGAUGUUUAUUACAUUUUGACAGAGAAAGGGGAGCUAUUCAUUCUGUUGUUGGGGGUGAAUCCAGUAAAUGCAGCAUUUCGUCUCAGUUUCCAUUAAAUGAAAAAUUACGCACAGAUCCGCAUAUGAUUGAGAAAACUAUUUUGGGGGAUUCUUUGUUUAAUGUGCAAGAAAAUAAAAUAGAACUGACAGGGAAUGAUAUGGCACGAUCUGACUUAGCAACUGAACUCAAAUCUAGUGAGCGUUCAAUGGCUGAGCUUCUGGAUUGUUUUCAGGAGAAGAAGCGUUUGCAGUUGGGGAAUCCUAUGAAGCUAAAUAAUAUAAAUGAAACAGGGGUUAAAAACUUUUCAAGGAGAAUUGUAUCAACAUUGGGUGAAGGGAUUGCAAUUGAUGAUAAUAUACCAUCGAGUGAUGGUGAGGAAACCCCUCAAGUUUUAAAAGCUUUUGUCCCUAAGAAAACCAUUGCAGACCAAUUUGAUGAAGCUCUAGGAAGUGCAACUAGAAAUGGCGGAAUAUCGCUUUUUUCAGCUCCUGAGCUCCACUGUAGUGGGUUAUUUGUUAACUUGCAACGUGUCAUACUGAGUGAGAAGGAAAGUGAUCAAAUUUUCAUGAACCACAUGUCGAAAGACACUGUUCUGGAUGGUGAUAAAACCUGUAUUGAUGUGAGGAUUUUGUCAAGCUCUUUGGAGGCAAAGAUGACCAUUUGUCAAUGUAUUUUAAUAAAAGGAGAAGAGGUAUGAAGUGUUCUAAAGUGGGAAAACUCCUGUGCAUCACGUAUGGAUGUAUGACUACCAGUAAAUAAUUAAGUCACCAUUAAUAUGUGAUAUUUUUUGGAAAGAAAAUGAUAGCCAAAUAAGCCAAUGUAGAUUCGUAUUUGACUUGACUAAUCUUGAUGGAAACUUUGCUAAAUAAUACAGAAAAAAGAAUAUCCAUUAGGCUAUUUCUUCUAUCAUUUAUAAUUGGUGAAGAACUAUUCCAAAUACUUUUGCAGAGUUUUGACCGGCUGCAUCAUCCCUAUUUGAAAAAGACUAAUGGAGGAAGUACUAUGACUGUUAUAUUUAAUUCAAGAAUAUGUACUGAUGUUGAGUUUGAUAAAGGGGACCUCAUCCGCAUUUACCCUCCUUGGAAGGAGGUACAUACCAAAGAAAAUGAUGAGGUUGUGCUUUUAUCUAGAUAUUUCUUGAGAAUAGGCUCUGAUCAAAUGACCGUUUCAGUGUGACGAGAAAUGGCAGAAUAAGGUAAGCUGAUCUCCAUGUUUUUGUUCGCCGCGGAUUAGUGAGCUCUCUACUAAUGUGCUUUCUACCCAUCAUACGUUAGGCCGUUAGUCUAUAAUGUGCGCAAUGUGCAUCUAUCAACUGGGAAUUAUGGACACAUUUAUAGGCUGCUUUAGCCUUUGUGUUUUCGUAUUAGUUGUGUAAAAAGAUGUGCGGAGGACAAAAAUGGAAAACAGUGGUCCUUCAAAUUAGAAGAAGCUUGACCUUACAAUAACCAAACUAAUCUCCC
Messenger RNA from Cuscuta campestris, 2009 nucleotides. The record is from the annotation of a GenBank genome assembly. NCBI's taxonomy places the organism in Eukaryota, Viridiplantae, Streptophyta, Magnoliopsida, Solanales, Convolvulaceae.